AUGCUAAUUUCAUUAACGAUAUCAAGAAUUCAAAGAAAACUCUUAAUUUAAUAGCUUUCCUUAGAAGGGCUGUUGAAAAAUGCAAAAGAAACUGAUUUACCCACUCUAUUGUAAUCUGCUUAAUUCAUCCAACUCAAAUCCUUCUUGGCUGACGAUGGAGAAGAACCAGAAUUGACCUCCGAUGACAAUGAGCCUCCCCACGUAUACGAUGAAGUUACUGAGACUCCAGAAGAAACAUCAGUAACUGAAACUGAAGAAGCUGAAUAGGAAGUAACUUCUGCCGCCCCAGAAGAAGGAGUAGAAGCAGCUGAUCAUGAAAUAGAGGAAGCAUAAUAAACAGAUGAACCAGAACAAGCAGUACCUGAACAUCCUUUGGAGGCUGAAGAGAAGGCUACUUAUGAACAAUUAGCAAAGGAAGCUGCAGCUUUUAAUAAAAUCAUUGAGAAGGGAUAGAAGGCUCCCGCUUAAGGUGGAUCUGGAAAGGAUUACUCUUAAUUCACAGUUGCAUAAUAAGAGUUGUUAAACUUUUUGGAUAUCUUGGAGGACGAGGUCAGAGGAUCAUUUGGAAAGAAAUAAGACAAUCAAGUCAACUCAGCCAUGGGAUAUAGUGACUUUAAAGGUUUGAUAACUAAGGAGAAUGAAACAUUCAGAGGACAUUUAGCUGCUGAAGAUGUCAAUUUGGAAAAAUUACAAAACCAAUUGAUCACUAUUUUAUAAGCCACAGCUGCCUGCAAGGACAGAUUGAAGAAAAUCUAAAAUUCUAUUGAUUUGGCUAAUGAAGAUUUGACAAAUGCAGAAGCUCACUUCAAAUCAGUUAGUGAAACUCUUCAAGAGGAAUAAAAUACUUUUGAGGAUGUUUACAGAAUUUACUCAAGCCAAGUAGGUUCUCAAAGUACCUCAUAUAAGAGAGAUGUUUAAUCCAAAAUUACAAAUUGAUUAUGUAACAUCAACAAAAAAUACAAUCAUUUUAUAAAGCUCUAAAUAAUUACUA
Paramecium tetraurelia is the source of this 991-nucleotide messenger RNA. RefSeq lists its product as uncharacterized. Lineage: Eukaryota; Ciliophora; Oligohymenophorea; Peniculida; Parameciidae. The record is from RefSeq and is a predicted model, not a curated record. The transcript is spliced from 4 exons.